UGGCCAAGGGGCGGUUAGUCAUUUAGUCAGUGUCAUUUGUGUUGUUAAAAGUCGCAUAUACGGCUAGAAAGUGCUAGAAGCUUUGAUCGGAAACAAAAAUUGUGUAUAUGUAUAUGCAUACAUACAUCGGAAACUUUAAUUUUAACAAGCGGAACAGGAACUGAACAGAAAAAACAUUUCUUCACUAUUUUCGAUUUUUUGUGGUAAUAAAUAAGAUACAUUUCAAACAAGUGAACCAUUAUGAAAAAAUAUCAUAAGCUGUGUCUAUACGCUUCGUUUUUGUUGUUGUCCUGCUGGAGCUCGCAGACAUGGUCAGCAUAUUUGCCAGUGAAUGAGGAACUUAACCUUAAUCAAUUGGAAGGGUUACAAAAGCAACAAUCUCAGCGGUAUUUAUAUACACAACAUCCAGCAGACCAAAGACAGAUCAGCAAUAAGGGCGAAAAGCGAAGCGCGGGUGAAACGACCGCAACAGCAGACACAAGUAACGCCGCAAUACCAGCAUGGUACAGCGAUACAAACGAAGAUAGCGCUGCUGCGCUGGGUAAUUGGCAAUUAUUACCUCAUGGAUCAUACGAUAAAAACGAUGACGUAGUGGCUGGCAAUGCGCCAACACAUGCGGUGGCGUGGUCUGAUCGCGCGUAUGAAAAUAGCUAUGUGUACGACGCAUUUGACAGCGACGGCGACACCGAAAUAGACAAUGUUGAAACCGGCGAAGAUCUAACCAACUCACAUAGUGUAUUGAGUCGCAAGCGACGCGGUUUCGAUGAUUGGCUCAUAGCGCCGCAUACACGUUGGUGUGGGCGUGGCAAUAAUGCCAACAACAACUACAAUCAACUUGGUGGCGCUUCGGACGCGGACAGAUGUUGCCGGCGACAUGAUCAUUGUCCCGUUUUCAUAUCAGCAUUCAGUAAUCGGUACGAAAUUUUCAACUAUCGACCAUACACAUUGUCGCAUUGCAGUUGUGAUCGACGUUUCCGUGCCUGCCUAAAAAUGAACAACGACGAGCCGUCGAACACCAUCGGACAGCUCUUCUUUAAUAUGGUGCCAUCACAAUGUUUUAUACUACGUAAUGAAAAGCAUUGUUUGGAACGUGAUGCGAAAGGUAACUGCGUAAAGGAAACAACGCGAAAACAUGCCUAUGUGCGAGAAAAUGAAAAGUACUAAAUAUUACGUGCAUUCACAUAAAUCUGGAUGCAUGUAUGCAGCGACGAAGAAGUUGUCCCAAAAGGCAUGCAGAAAUGAGACUGGGCAGUUUUGUCGAGCGUAAUUGGGCUUAAGAAGCCUUACGAAGCUAAUGCAGGUGUAAAAGAAAUAUCGAGAAAAUAAAAUUAAAAUAAAAUUCAGACACAAAGACGAUUUAAACAUUUUGUUUUGGUAGGCGUGUUAUAUGUGUAUGUGCAGCGCUAGCUAAUGGAAAACCGUUAAAUGCAUACCUAUGGUAUGUACGAAGUGUAAACGCGUUUUAACUUCAAAUGGUUUACAGCUAAAGCGCAGCUGACUAUACAUUGCUGUCACCUUAUGUCUGCUAUAAUUGGAUGAUUUGUUUGUAAACAGCAAAAAUGUAAAUAAAAUAAGUUUUGACGUCAUGCCAAUAUUUUCUUAAUGAUAUUAUGUGCAUUUCUGUUGUUUAUUAAGAUUAAGCAUACACAAUUUUACUCAUUAUUUACCAUGGUAUUCCAUAAAAUUAAUGCAGAACAUAACGGCUGUCUCGAUAUUGUAUUGUACCAAUACAUACGCUUAAAAAUAUACUUUAGAGCAAUAAGAAGUGAAAGAAGUAAACACAUACAACGUAUACAUAAGUUAAUAUUAAAUAAAUAGAAAAGAAGUAUAAAAAAUUAAAGAGUUGGACACUGGAAAGCAAUACUGUUUAAUAGGAUUAAGCUUAGUAAUUAGAAAAAAAAGCUGAAAUAAGUGGAUAUUACAUUGUUACAUUGAUUGUAAGCGUACGUUUGCAUAUAGAAAUUACACCUAUGUACAUAUGUAUAUAGUAUUUAUGUAUUUUUGCACUUUGAAAAUAUGUAUCAUCAUUAAACACUAUCGCUUACAAAUAAAAAUAUGAACAAAUUGAAAAA
Messenger RNA from Bactrocera tryoni, 2072 nucleotides. RefSeq lists its product as uncharacterized. Lineage: Eukaryota; Metazoa; Arthropoda; Insecta; Diptera; Tephritidae. The record is from RefSeq and is a predicted model, not a curated record. Gene Ontology annotation, biological process: arachidonate secretion; phospholipid metabolic process. Bases 241 to 1164 code for a protein of 307 amino acids. Gene Ontology annotation, molecular function: A2-type glycerophospholipase activity. The transcript has a single exon.